AUGGUGGUUGGUGGGAGUGGACACAGGUUUUGGGUGAGGUGGGAAGGGACAGCAGGUUGGAAGGUGGUGAAGAGAGUUGUGGUGUGGGAAGAGACACAGGUUGGAGGUGGUGGUGGGAAGGGACACAGGUUGGUGGUUGGAGGUGGGAAGGGACACAGGUUGGAGGUGUGGGAAAGGAAAAGGAGACACAGGUUGGGUGGUGUGGGAAGGGAAAGUGGAGGUGGUGGUGGGAAGGAAAGGAACAGUUGGUGUGGAGUGGGAAGGGAAAGGACACAGGUUGGAGGUGGUGUGGGAAGGGAAAGACACACAGGUUGGUGGUGGAGCGUGGGAAGAGGGAAAGGACACAGGUUGGAGGUGGUGUGGGAAGGGAAAGGACACACAGGUGGGGUGGAGGUUGGGAAGGGACAAGGAACACACAGGUUUUGGUGUGAGGUGGGAAGAGAAGGACACAGGUUGGAGUGGAGGUGGGAAGGAAAGGACACACAGGUUGGUGGUGGAGGUGGGAAGGAGAAGGCACAACAGGUUAUGUGGUGGAGUGGGAAGAGAAGGGGACACAGGUUGGAUGUGUGGUGGAAGAGAAGUGGACACAGGUUGGAGGUUGGUGGUGGGAAGGGAAAGGACUACAACAGUUUGUGGUGGGAGGUGGGAACGAGAAAGGGACAACAGGUUGGUGGUGAGGGUGGGAAGAAGAGGGACACAGUUGGAGGUGGGAAGGAAAGGACAGCAGGUGGUGUGGAGUGGGACAGGGACACAGUUGGAGGUGGUGGGGUGGAAAGGGACCAGGUUGGUGGUGGAGGUGGGAAGGGCACAGGUUGA
This is a messenger RNA of Salvelinus sp. IW2-2015, 816 nucleotides long. The record is from RefSeq and is a predicted model, not a curated record. NCBI's taxonomy places the organism in Eukaryota, Metazoa, Chordata, Actinopteri, Salmoniformes, Salmonidae.